Molecule: messenger RNA, 3470 nt
Organism: Callorhinchus milii (elephant shark)
Lineage: Eukaryota; Metazoa; Chordata; Chondrichthyes; Chimaeriformes; Callorhinchidae
Product: pecanex-like protein 3
Exons: 9
Source: RefSeq, a predicted model, not a curated record
GGGGGCAGGAGAUGGAAGCAAGAUGGGGGCCGCCGCGGGCGAGGGGACAGCAGCGCGGGUGACGGAGGCGAAGCGCGAGUGAGAGGGAGGACUCGGUUCCCAGGGGCCAGGCUGGUGUGUAAGGGGCUCCCAGGGGCCAGGCUGGUGUGUAAGGGGCUCCCAGGGGCCAGGCUGGUGUGUAAGGGAUCAGGCUGGUGUGUAAGGGGCCAGGCUGGUGUGUAAGGGGUUUCCCAGGGGCCAGGCUGGUGUGUAAGGGGUUUCCCAGGGGCCAGGCUGGUGUGUAAGGGGCCAGGCUGGUGUGUAAGGGGUCAGGCUGGUGUGUAAGGGGUUUCCCAGGGCCAGGCUGGUGUGUAAGGGGCCAGGCUGGUGUGUAAGGGGCUCCCAGGGGCCAGGCUGGUGUGUAAGGGAUCAGGCUGGUGUGUAAGGGAUCAGGCUGGUGUGUCAGGGGCCAGGCUGGUGUGUAAGGGAUCAGGCUGGUGUGUAAGGGGUCAGGCUGGUGUGUAAGGGGCCAGGUUGGUGUGUAAGGGGCCAGGUUGGUGUGUAAGGGGCCAGGUUGGUGUGUAAGGGGCCAGGCUGGUGUGUAAGGGGCCAGGUUGGUGUGUAAGGGGCCAGGUUGGUGUGUAAGGGGCCAGGCUGGUGUGUAAGGGGCCAGGUUGGUGUGUAAGGGGUCAGGCUGGUGUGUAAGGGGCCAGGCUGGUGUGUAAGGGUCUCCCAGGGGCCAGGCUGGUGUGUAAGGGGUCAGGCUGGUGUGUAAGGGGCCAGGCUGGUGUGUAAGGGGCCAGGCUGGUGUGUAAGGGUCUCCCAGGGGCCAGGCUAAUGUAUAAAGGGGCCUGAGACCAGGGCUGGGGGUCCGAGAAGGAGAGAACCGUGUGUGAGAGGUUCCUAUAGGGGUCAGAUCCCUUGUGUGGGGGGCUCUCAAGGCCUCGGGAGGGAGGGAGGGAGUGGUUCGUGAGGGAUUUCCUCGGGUCCUGAGGUCAGGGCUGGGGGUCUGGCAGGUAGUUAGCAGCGUGUGAGGCGCACCCAGGGGCCAGGGCUGGUGUUUUGAGGGCCCGAGAGGUAACGAGCGGUGCGUGAGGGUCUCCGAAGGGCCCGGGGCCCGUGGCUAGGGGUCCGAGAGGGAGCGACUGGUGCGUGAGGGGCUUCCCGGCGGUCCGCGAUGGGCUCCCAGGUGCUACAGAUCCUCCGACAGGGAGUGUGGGCCUCGCUAACCGGGGGCUGGUACUUCGACCCACAUCAGAGCAAGUUCUCCAACUGCUUCCACCUCUACGUCUGGCUGUUCCUGCUCUGCUUCCCCUUCCUGCUCUUCAUGGCUUUGCCGCCCAGCACGUCCGUGGCCGGGAUCUACUGUGCCAUCGUGGCUAUUUUCUUCACCGUGGUGAAAGCCAUCAACUACCGGCUACACGCCAUGUUUGACGAGGGGGAGAUAGUGGAGAAGAAACACCCGUCACUGGCAAUGGACGCAACAAAGACCGAAGAAGGGGAAUCCGGGGCGUGUGAAGACAACACCACGAUAAGGGACCCAGGGGGAGGGGUGGAGAUGACAGUGUUCAGGAAAGCAAACACCACACCGCCCGUCCGCUGUAGCUCUCAGCAUUCUGUCUUUGGCUUCAACCAGGUCUCGGAGCUGUUGCCUCACCUGGAAGAUGAGGGAACCACAAAAGGUAUCAAGGAGCUGGUGAGGGAGCAGGGCAGCAAUAAUGUGAUCAUGACCUCAACCGACAGACAGUUAUUGAAGCACAACCACCAGGAGGUGCUGAGUUUACAGUUGGACGAGGUGUGUAAAGAUGGCUCACUCUCCCCUGACAGAAACUGGCUGGACGACCCCAACUCGGGGAUAAAACUCCCCCCGCUUCUGCCCGCAGAGGGGGUCCCUCGCUCCCAAAGCCUGGGGGGCUCAUCGGGGGGGGCGAACCUGGCCCCUGCGCUGGCGGUGGUGGCGCUGGGUGGUGGAGGGGAGCCGAAACCCGGCCCCUUACUCUUCAGCCUGCUCGACCAGGAGGGCCGCUGGGACCCCAGUCAGACGGACACGUUGCUGAGCGGUGAGGGCCACGGCGAGCGUCUGCGGCCAGGUGAGCCCCCCGGAAGCUUCCGGAAGCUGUGCGGGCGGGCAGCAGGCUCCACCGACAGUUGCUUCAGCGGCGGCACGGACCGCGAGACCCUCAGUACCGUCAGCAGCUUCCGCAGCGAGAAGACCAACUCCACGCAGCUGGACAGCCCCUCGCUGGGCCAGACAGACCCUCGGCGGGAGGGGGGGGCCGGGGAUGCCGGCCCGGGGACCCCUGGACCCCCAGAGGUGGCCGGCGGGAAGGAGGGGAGCGACACGGACGAGGUGUCGGACAGCGAGCUCACGGCAGCCCUAGAUUAUGCCGAGACUACCUUGGCCGGGCUGCACACGGGGGAUGCCUCGGACCCCCUCUCGCUGUGGUCGAGGGAGAAGGCGGGGGUCCCGGGGCCAGGGGGGAUCCGAGGCGGCUUGGGGUCCGCCAGCGAGCAGCAGCAGCAGAACGAGCGGGCGGUCCGGCCCAAAGACCUGACCCUGCUGCGGGGGCACAAGACGGUCCGGAAAAAGCCGGGGCGGCGGGGGGCCGGGGUGGGGGCCUUUGAGGGAGCCUUCCGCCGCGAGUACGGCCCCGUGCGCCCCCCACCCCCGCAGGCCGGGAAGGGUUACGGCGAGGACUACCUGGAGGAGGAAGAGGAGGAGGAGGAGGAGGAAGACUCGAGCGACCAGAGCGACCUGAGCCGGACCUCCAGCCUGCGAUCGCAGCCGGCCUACACCUCGGACAGCUCGUCCAGUGCCACCUCGCUCUCCCGCUCCACCCCCUACCCCCCCGCUCCACGCGAAGCCCCCCAGAGACGCAAGCAGCGGCGACGACAGCCCCCCAACCCCCGGCCCCAGCCACAUCCUCCUCCGCCUCCGCCCCUCUCGGACCCCCGCCCUGAGCCGGGGACCCCCGAGACCCUGCUGGCCCUGGCCCUGGCCCCGCCCAGCCCAGCGCAAGAGGCUCCCGGGCCCCGGGAGACCGCUGGGGCCGGGAAGGACGGGGAGGGGGUCCUCGAGGAACGCGAGCUCUUCCCCUCCCGGAGGCCGGGGUCCGUGGAGAACGCCUGGAGCCGGUCGGGGCUGGAUGAUCCGGUCGGGUGGGCCGAGGAGGGAGCGGUCGGAGGAGCCCCCCCCAGUGAGGACGGGGGGAAGCGAGAGCGCAGUGGGAGCAGCGUGAAGAGAACGCAGGCCAUGAGACGGAGGCAUAACGCAGGCAGCAAUCCCACGCCACCCCCCUCCAUCAUGGGCUCCCCACCCAGCCUGCAGGAUAUCCAGCGUACCCGAGCUGCCUCUCAGUCGCGCACACACACCCUGCCGGCCGCCCUGCAGUUUGCCAGCUCGCUGCUUUUGCCCCGGGGUCCGGUACACGAAGCCUCCACCUUCGACGACACCUCAGAGGGGGCCGUCCACUACUUCUAUGAUGAAGCAG